This is a messenger RNA of Sus scrofa (pig), 1107 nucleotides long. Its product is annotated as olfactory receptor 4K3. NCBI's taxonomy places the organism in Eukaryota, Metazoa, Chordata, Mammalia, Artiodactyla, Suidae. The record is from RefSeq and is a predicted model, not a curated record. Gene Ontology annotation, molecular function: G protein-coupled receptor activity; olfactory receptor activity. Gene Ontology annotation, biological process: G protein-coupled receptor signaling pathway. Gene Ontology annotation, cellular component: membrane.
GUGAGCAAGAGAGUGAGACAGCAGGAAACUGUCUGGUGGUUGGCAAUCACUGCAUUAUUUCAUGCCCCCCCCCCAAAAAAUCUCACUUUGAGUUUAAUCACUGUACUUUUCCUAGUUCUCCUCCACCUGGAAAUGCCAGAGUCUUCCAGAAAUCAGAGUGAAAUGGCCUGGAACAAUCAGUCAGUCAUAAGGGAAUUCAUACUACAGGGUCUCUCCAGUGCCUGGGAACUCCAGAUCUUCUAUUUCCUGUUUUUCUCCAUAGUCUAUGCAGCCACUGUACUGGGGAACCUCCUCAUUCUGCUCACCAUUGUGUCAGAGCCACGCCUUCACUCCCCCAUGUACUUCCUGCUGGGCAAUCUCUCCUUCAUUGACAUGUCUCUGGCCUCGUUUGCCACCCCCAAAAUGAUCGCAGAUUUCCUCAGUGAGCACAAAGCCAUCUCUUUUGAAGGGUGCAUCACCCAGAUAUUCUUCCUGCAUCUCUUAGGGGGUGCUGAGAUUGUACUGCUGAUAUCCAUGUCUUUUGAUAGGUAUGUGGCUAUUUGUAAGCCUCUACGUUACUUAACCAUCAUGAGCCGGAGAAUGUGUGUUGGGCUUGUGACACUUUCCUGGAUUGUUGGCAUCUUCCACGCUAUGAGUCAGUUAGCAUUUACUGUAAAUCUGCCCUUCUGUGGGCCCAAUGAAGUGGACAGUUUCUUUUGUGCUCCCUUGGUGAUUAAACUUGCCUGCGUAGACACAUACAUCCUGGGAGUGUUCAUGAUCUCAACCAGUGGCAUGAUUGCCCUGGUGUGCUUCAUCCUCUUGGUGAUCUCUUACACUGUCAUCCUGGUCACCGUGAGACAACGUUCCUCCGGUGGGUCCUCCAAAGCCCUCUCCACUUGCAGUGCCCAUUUCACCGUCGUGACCCUUUUCUUUGGCCCGUGCAUUUUUAUCUAUGUGUGGCCUUUCACAAAUUUCCCAAUAGACAAAGUGCUCUCGGUAUUUUAUACCAUUUUCACUCCCCUUUUGAAUCCCGUAAUCUAUACUCUUAGAAAUAAAGACGUCAAAGAUUCCAUGAGAAAACUUAGCAGCCGUGUCUUUAAGUCUAGGAAGACUGAUCAUACCCCUUGA